This is a messenger RNA of Closterium sp. NIES-65, 2367 nucleotides long. The record is from the annotation of a GenBank genome assembly. NCBI's taxonomy places the organism in Eukaryota, Viridiplantae, Streptophyta, Zygnematophyceae, Desmidiales, Closteriaceae.
AUGGUCAAGCUGUUUUCGAGAAAGAUCGACCAGCUGGCGGAGGGAGCAGGUGUGGGAGGGGGUGCCGACCACGAGGGAGGAGGCGAGAAGACGGGACGCGUUGCGACAGGGGAAACAAAGGCUGUCGAGGAGCAGGAGGGCGGAGCGGCUGCGCAGGAGGGUGGGGUCGGAGGGCAGCAGCAGGUGGUGGGUGAGGCGGCUGCGCAGGAGGGCGGGGCAGGAGGGCAGCAGCAGGAGGGCGUGGCGGCUGCGCAGGAGGGUGGGGCAGGAGUGCAGCAGCAGGAGUUUAGGGUUGCGGCUGCGCAGGUGGGUGGGUCGGGAGAGCAGGAGCAGGAGGACGGGGAGGCUGCUGAGGAGUAUCGUCGAGGAGAUGAGCGACAGGCCGCCGUAACAAGGAGUCACCGCACGGCCAGUGGCAGCGGACAGGUGGGCCCUUCGACCGGGUGGCCUUCGACGGCAGGCCAAUCGACGGCGAACGUUGCACCCGGAGGCCAGGUCGUCGAGCUACUGCAGAGGGUCGAGAAGUCGUCGAAGAGCACACUGUCGAAGUGCGCCGAGGCUGUGAAGGGUGUCACGGCGGAGAGGAACCUGUUGGAAGGGGCGCGGGCGAAGAUCGACGAGAUGAGCGGGAAGAUCAUCGAGGGGGUGGUAGCCGCCAUCACAAAAGCGAGCGAGGACGCAGUCGAGAAGCAGCUCAAGCAGGUCGAGGAGCGGCUGGUUGCUGCGGUGCUGAAGGGUUUCGAGAAAGCCAUCAUGGAGGACAUGUUUUGCUCCACCCUCCCACCCGAGACCAUGAAGGAGCUGAAGGACAUUGUGAGGGAAGGCUACCAUGAAGCCGAAGCAGGGAGGUUGGAAGUCCUCACCGAAGCGAUGGCGAGAGGUUUUCAACGCUCGGCGGGCCCGUCGACGAGGUCGCGUCAGGAGGGUGUGGGAGGGGUUCGCAGCGGGGCUGAGCCUCGAGGUCACGAGCGGUCGGUUCCUCCGUCUUCUUCGGUGGGAGGACAUGUCGGCAGCCCGGUUGGAUCCCCACCGGCGCGUGGCCGUCAUCCCGUCGCCAAGCCCGUCCCCAAAGUCAUCGUACUCGACCAGUCAGCCCUCCCGAAGAUCUCCGUAGCGGCUCCGAUCGAUCAACCUGAUGUGUUUGCUUCGAUGCGGGACAUGCUGCAAGACCUGGGGAAAACGGGUGGGAAAGGAGUGGUCGCGGGGGAGAAAAGUGGUACCCCGAACGAGCACGUCGCCUCGACCGGGAACAGAGCCCUAGGAAUGCGAGGUGCCUCUACCCCGUCAGGCGGCGGUGCGGGGAAAGGAGCGGGAGAAGCAAGCGUUGGGUUGCUGUCGAAGACUAAAGCGGCAUCAGCUACGCACGGCGGUGGUGCUGGCCUUGCUGUCGGGCUUGUGGGAAAUUUGGCGUCUUCCUCAACCCCUCCAGUUGCUCCUGUCGCCGCUGCUCCGUCCCUAGGCAACGUUUGCCUUAGCGAUCCGGGCUCCCCUUCAAAGUCGUCGAAGCGCGCUGCACACGCGACAGAGAGCAUUGACGUGGUGGAGCUGGCCAGCGUCCCUGGUCAGGCGCCUGUCGAGAAGACCUCUAUUGUUGUUGCUGCUCGACAGGAAAAGGCGAAGAAGGCCAGGGUCACGGGUCACACCCCACCUCCUCGACCGGACGACCAAGGCAAGACGAGAGGCUGCAAACGUCCCUUCAAAGGACCGGGUUUCGGGUUGCGGAAGGGGAAGCUGGUUUCCGAGCAGACCGUCGGCGGGAGGAAGCGGUUCCUUGGCACUUUUGAAACAGAGAAGGACCAGAAGUUCUGUACGGCCGUCUGCUGGCGCGUGUACUUCCCCGAUGUUGUCCUUACGGAGUAUGAAGGGUACACGGCGCAGGAUGAGGAGGACUGGAAGGUCUACCUCGAUGCGGCCGCAGAAAUGCCAACCGGCGUUUGGAGCGUGGCGCAAGAACAAGGGGAAUGUCGUUUCGACGAGAAGUUGUCGAGGGAGGAUAUUAAGAAGGACGCCCUAGCUGCCGCAAAUGCGGCGAUCUACGCCCCGGAGACUCCAAAGAAGGCUUGUGUGGCUGCCAUGUCCGCCCUCGUGUCCAUACUUUUGCACGUCGGCAAGACGUUCCCGGCGAAGCAGUGGCCCGAUCACCUGUAUUCGUCGGCUGUCGAAGGUCUUGGCUCGACGGACGCCAUAUUGCUGCAGAUGCUGCGCGUGGCAGCACAGGUCUGUACGCAAUGGUGCUGCUGUCGAGCUGCUGCCCGCUUGCUGGAGGACGCGGGCUAUGGCAGCCUGGCUAUGCCAGAAGAAAAGAGCAAGGCGAAGCAGGGCGUCGAGGAUGCAGCUGAGACGGAAACGAGCGGGCAAGGGGAGUAG